Molecule: messenger RNA, 2501 nt
Organism: Branchiostoma floridae (Florida lancelet)
Lineage: Eukaryota; Metazoa; Chordata; Leptocardii; Amphioxiformes; Branchiostomatidae
Product: tripartite motif-containing protein 2-like
Exons: 1
Coding region: 116-2266 (716 amino acids)
Biological process (GO): negative regulation of translation; protein polyubiquitination; proteasome-mediated ubiquitin-dependent protein catabolic process
Molecular function (GO): ubiquitin protein ligase activity; protein binding; zinc ion binding
Source: RefSeq, a predicted model, not a curated record
AAAAGCAGGGAAUCUGCUCUCAGUGUAAACAAGGGGUCCUUUUGAAGCAUUCACAGGUGGGCAGCUGCAACAAUGUGACCCUGAAAGGUGAUAUCAGUUUGGAAAAGACAAUAAAAUGGCUGCUGCACCGUCAAGUUUGGGGGAGCAAAUCUCAGAAGAGCUGAAGUGCAGCAUCUGCCUGGAGCUGUUCACCAGGCCCAAGGUGCUGUCCUGUCAGCACACCUUCUGUCACGACUGUCUAGUGCGCCUUGCUGGGUGGAAAACAACCUUCCAGUGCCCCAACUGCCAUCAGCAGGUGGAGUUGCCACCCCAGGGGGUUGCAGGUUUACCGGACAACCACCUGGUUACAAGUCUGUGUGAGAGGCUGCAAAACCAGGCUACACUGUCAGGGGAAACAAGGGAAGAACCCCAGUCUGGAAACAGGUGCAGUUUCCACCCUACUGAAGUGUUACGAAUGUACUGUAAACAAUGUCAAAUGCCAGUUUGUGAGCAGUGCAUAGAGGCAGCACAUGAUGGCCAUCGUACAACAACAAUCAAAAAAGCUGCUCAGGAAAAGAUUUCUACAGUCCAGGCCUUGAUCAAUGAGGGGAGGAACAUUCUGGAAAGUUACUGUAGCUUCCUUAGAAAUCUGGGAGAGAAAGAGAGAAGACUGAAUGAAAAGAAACAACAGACAGACAAUGACAUCAUUCAGUCUUACUAUGCCCUCUUGGCUGAAGCAGAAGAAAAUCACAGGAAAGACUUAGCGAAAAUACAGACUGAAAGGGACAGAGUGUUGGCAGAUGUCAAUGAACUGUCUGCUGCCUGUGAUCAAGCAGAGCAAGAAAUGCAGGAGGGAGGGGUUGACUUUCUUAGUCAGGAAACCAUUCUAACAGAGGUGGUAGGAAGGUAUAGAGGAAAAGCAGCACCGACUCCUGUACAAACCCAGCCUGCUGUCUUUCAGCCCACAGACACCCCAGUGCUGACUUUAGGACAUAUAUUGGGACUUGUGACAGUCCCUGAGUCUGUCUCAUCUUCUCCAAGCCAAGCAGCAUCUACAGUACCAAAUUCAACACAAGAAGGGCACCACAGGCCAGAAACCUUUGCUAGAGAGGGGUUGGGCACAGACACAUUGGACAUCACAUCUCUCACAUUUCCACCAAUCCCAGCAGCAUCUGCAUCUAUCAAUGAUGAACUACUUCAGGUCUUUUCUGGUAAGAACAAGAAAAAAAGAACAAGAAGAAAAGCACUUACAACUAGCAAUAUUGCAACAGAGGGCACAGGUUAUCACCCUGAUAACCAAAGGCAAGACGGCUUUCAGCCCGCAGACAACCCUGAGCUAGCAUUGGGACAUGCGACAGUCCAGUCUCUCUCAUCCAAACCAAUGAUAGCACCAAGACCAAGAAACAUUGCAGCAAGGGGCACAGGUCAUCACCCUGGUAACCAAAUGCAAGGGAAUCAUCGGCCGCUACAGAACGUGACAUUUGGUGGAUUGGGAUCAGGAACAGGACAGUUCAACAGUCCACAUGGUGUUAUAGUGUCAGAUAAAGAGGUCUUUGUAGCAGACUGUGAGAACUACAGAAUCCAAGUCUUCACCCUGCAGGGGACAUUUGUGAGACAGUUCCCAACAGUCGUGUCAGGUGACGAAGAGAUGUACCCACAUGAUGUGGCCAUGGGAGGGGAGGGGAACCCGUGGGUGGUGGGGAACACAGAGUCAGCUGAGUUUGCAGUGCAGUACACCAAACAGGGCAGGGUAUGGAGGAUACUUAACCUACAGAAGACAGGGAGGCACAGAGGAGUUGCUGUGGACACCAGGAGGAACCACAUCCUCAUCACACAAAUCACAGGAGAUGAGGAAAACCUGAAUGGUGAAGUUUUGGUGUUCAGGCCAGAUGGGACACUUGUAAGAACUGUGGGUCAGGAGCUGGGGAUGGUGUAUCCACAGUACAUCACUGUGGAUGGGGAAGGGAACAUUCUUGCGUCAGACUGGAGCAAUCAUUGUGUCUACAUGUACAAUGAGGACGGACAGUUUAUGUUCUGGUUUGGAGGUGAGGGAAGUGGUGAAGGUCAGCUUUUGAAUCCCCAAGGCAUCUGUACAGACGGGGAAGGUAACAUCAUCAUGGCAGACUGCGGAAACAGCCGUGUGGAGAUGUUUGACAAGACAGGCAGAUUCCUCAAACACAUUGCUACAGACUUGGAGAAGCCAUGGGCUGUUGCCAUGGCAACACAGGGACAGGCGAUGGUGACUGAUACUGUCCGCCACAAAGUCUCCAUAUUUCCAACCAUUUGAACAAAAGUUUCCAUGCCAACCUUGUAACUAGCCCUUUGAACUUGAUACAAUGUACCUUGUAAAUUGUACAUUUUGUGUGUGUACUUCAUCAAAAACAGUUUUCUAAAUUCACUUGUCUUGUAGUCUAGAGCUGAGCUGUAACUGAACAAGAAAUUUUCACUGAAAAUAGCAAAGCCUCUAGCCACUGAAGAAGUUGUACCCAACAAAACUGGUAUGGCAGGCUGAAUAAAGGUUC